CUUGUUUUUGUCGUGAGAGCCCGUGCGACGCCACGACACACGGAAACAUCUAAGCUCGCAACACGGCACAACAAAAAGGCGGACGGCUGUGGAGGUCGUGCAUGUGGAAGUGAGCGUGAUUGCGGUAGUUGUGAUGUGAACGGGGUUGUUGUUGUGUCUUCUUCUUUGUUCUCACAACAGCUGACUGAUACACAAGAUGAAGGGAGGAAAGGCAGCAAUGAGGCUGCACUCACACUUGAUGAUGCAAGCGCGCAACGCUGCCUCAUGUGGCCACGGGCACACCCACAAGCACUGGUUUGGUGGUGCACUCCCCAUUGCACGUCACCAACACACCAUCAGCUGCCGCUGCGACAUGGCACACCUCCGGCAGAACGCAGCGUUUUCAACCGCCACAAUUGCUUGGCGUGCGCGACCUCCAAGUGCACCUGCAGACGGCAACGACAAAGCCUCGACAACAAGACCCGGUCGCAGAAGGGCCCGCAGCAAGAAUGGCGGCAUGCCUGACAGCGACCCCAUCACCACAGCUGGCGGCGUGAAGCUACCACAGAUACCCGCACACAUGCAGCAACCUGAGUUUGCAAAAGCCAUGCUGGCACUGGCAAACCAAGAAGAGGAGGAGGAGGAAAAGAAGACAGCUGAACUCGAGCACAAAGCGCGCAAGGCAGACCAGCAGGCGCCGGGCUUGGCGGAUCCAAGUGCAGGCCACGACCCAGCCAACAGCGGCACCCAGGGUCCCAGCGCGGUUGAAGCUGAUCGGGCGGGCACAGCCAACACAACUACACAGCAACAAAUGAAGGAGAAGCAGCGGAGGAUCCAAACAGGGGAGGAGCAAUCUGCAGGCGAACUUGAUGGUGACAAUGAUGCUUCCCACAGCCAGCCAGUAAACGUGGUUCCAGUGUGUGAUCGUCGCAUACCACUCGUCAUCAACUCUGCGCAAGACAUUCCAACGCCACCAGAAGGGCCCCUCUCCUCCAUACCGUUACCGGACAUUCCCGCCAUCCUCAAGUCGUUCCAGAUGCGGAAUAACAGCAAAGCCAACCGACCCCAUACGGCAAGCCUGCGUCGCUUUGCCAUCACAAACUACGGCAUUGCAGAUGCGUUUGCAAGUCUCAUUCCUGGACUGGAUAAGCUGCAUAUCGUGGAAUCAAACCCAUACACGAUGCUGUUUACUCGGGCUCUGCUGAACCACGGUGCCAAGUCCGUCACAAUUGUUACAAACACAGGCGACCGUCAGAACAAACACCUCCACCCACAAGUCCAUGCAUUCCAGGAAGCGCUGGGCGAGAAACGCGUGAAACUCGUCCACGGCGAUAUGCAGAAGCUGGAUCUUCCAGAUGGCUGCCCCCCAAGCGAAGUUCUGUUCGACGACUUCCCUUCCCGCCAGUGGCUCGUUCGCUCUUCGUUUGCUCUUGCCGGACAGACCAAUGCGGUGUCUGGAUCUGUCUUCAUCUUCAACCUGUUGUACAAGGUGGCGAUGCGGUCCGGCCCGUUUCAUUGGGGGAGGACUGCCAUGUACUUCACGCUGCCACGAUACCUGACGCAACACAUCUUCUCCACCGGGUCGCGGCUGGGAGUGCUGGCGCAGGUGCUGUGUCACGUUAACGAGCUCGCCGCCGUCUCCCGCGACCUCUUCAGUCCCCGACUCAAGUGCACAGAGGGUCCCGGCGCCAUCACCGUCCACUUUGUUGAACUCAUUCCACGCUACUCUCCACUCAUACCGAAUUACGAGACGUUUGUUGUUCUGGAUUUUCUUCUUAGACACCUGACAAUGACUGCAAAGACCAUUGGAAAAGCAAUGAGGGGUCUUGGGCCGCAGUUCACGCCCCUCUUUGCGAUGACGAACAUCAACCCCGAAACGCCGCUGAAGAAAAUGAAGGUGACGCAAUAUGUGGACCUUGCUGUUGCGUUACACCAGUGGGAGGACAGGCCAAUCUCUGCGCAGGCGGCUGUUGUUGGCGGCGACGGCGCAACGUGGUAG
Molecule: messenger RNA, 1978 nt
Organism: Salpingoeca rosetta
Lineage: Eukaryota; Choanoflagellata; Craspedida; Salpingoecidae
Exons: 12
Coding region: 197-1978 (593 amino acids)
Biological process (GO): transcription initiation at mitochondrial promoter; rRNA methylation
Cellular component (GO): mitochondrial matrix
Molecular function (GO): mitochondrial transcription factor activity; rRNA (adenine-N6,N6-)-dimethyltransferase activity
Source: RefSeq, a predicted model, not a curated record